UGGUGCUGCUUUCAAUUGGGGCCACUUGACUCUCACUUUGUCUGACUGUCUGUUUGUCUGUCUGCAUUUCUGUCUGUCGGCCUGUCUGUCUCUCUGCCAACAUGCUGGUCCUGGCCCUUCUGCAGACCUCGCUGGUCCUGUGGCUGGUACAGAACACCAUACAAUGAGGAGUUAGACCACAGACAGGAGCCCUGGGAAGGAUGGCACCAAGUUGAGGAGCUGGUAUUCUUGGACCCCGAGGCUAUGGGGUGGGCAAGCUGGGCAAGUGGGGCAGCUUUCAGACCCACUGGGAUCAGAGGACCUUUAAAACAAGAAUAUGGAACGCUCGGCUAUGGAGCAGCCAAUCUUAGGACUGGCCUUGGCGCAAGCCUUGGGGACACCGGACUGGGACUUGGAACAGGGUUUGGACUUGGCAAUGGACUGGGAGCAGCUUUGGGUUAUCAAGGAGGGAAGCUUGGAGGAAGAGGAUAUACCAGUAUUGGCUAUGGGGCCCAGCUAGGUUACAGUGCAGGAGGAUACCCUGGCACUGGAUGCGGUCUUGGAGAUGGAGGCCAUAGAGGUCUGGAGCUGAUAAUUAACACUGGUCUGGGUACUCCUGCCAAGUCUAGAAAGUAUGCAGCAGGUGUUGUACUUGGUGCUGCCAGAUCAUUGCCCUACAGUGGCCAGCCUGUAGUCUCAGACGGACUUGGGCCUCAAGGGAAGACUAGUAGCUAUGGUGGAACUACAUAUGGAGGAAAACCAACCCUUGGGCCCGACACUGGCCUGGGUUCGUGCAGUGCAUAUGUUUGUUAUUCAAAUGCAACAUGCAAAUCUCAGUUUUCUGGCUUUCCUGAUGCUUUGCCUGAGGAUUUGACUUGAAUAUCUCGCACCUGUAAGAAAAAGAGAAAUAGAGAGAGGACGAUUUAAAGGGAAUACAGUAUAUGAACAAACAAAUGGAUUCCUGGAGCUUAACUGGUAGAGAAGGGCUCAAGUAAUGCCACGGUCUUGGGUUUGAUUCCCAGCUGAUAAAAUAUAGACCUUAAAUGCACUUUGGAAAAAAUGUAUACCUUAAAGCACUUUGGAUUUCGAUGAAAGUGUCUACCAUAUGUGUAAAUGCAAUGCAGUUGUUUAUGCUUGAAUACAUGAUUUCAUGCUUAAUGUCACUGAGUUGGUUUGAUUAUCACUGGUCAGAAAAUGAACAAUUUAGAGCUUGGCCUGAUUCACACAGGUUUUUUACUUUUAAAAUGCUACCAACCUGGGAUUGAAGAUGUACUGGCCAAAACCUAAAACACGAUGAUGAUUUGAUUUGUAGUGUGAUAACAUUUUUGACACUUUUGAUCUUAUCAAAUUAAAGUUAUUACGUAAUGCCUUAAGACAGACACUGACUAAAUGGCAGUGUAUAAAACAACACAUGCACCAUCUCACAAGUUCUCAUAUGUGUGUG
This is a messenger RNA of Myxocyprinus asiaticus (Chinese sucker), 1423 nucleotides long. Its product is annotated as keratin, type II cytoskeletal I-like. The transcript has 9 exons. NCBI's taxonomy places the organism in Eukaryota, Metazoa, Chordata, Actinopteri, Cypriniformes, Catostomidae. The coding region runs from base 244 to 858 and encodes 204 amino acids. The record is from RefSeq and is a predicted model, not a curated record.